Necator americanus (New World hookworm) is the source of this 465-nucleotide messenger RNA. RefSeq lists its product as uncharacterized. The coding region runs from base 1 to 465 and encodes 154 amino acids. Lineage: Eukaryota; Metazoa; Nematoda; Chromadorea; Rhabditida; Ancylostomatidae. Gene Ontology annotation, molecular function: catalytic activity. The transcript has a single exon. The record is from RefSeq and is a predicted model, not a curated record.
AUGAUGCAAGCCAAUAAGAUCAAUUAUGACGUCAUCGGACUGACCGAGACGGGACAGCGUCACCCUCUCAAUGCCGUACAUGAAACUUUAGAAGAACUGUUCUUAGGAACAUGCGACAGUAAAGGUGUUGGUGGAGUUGGCGCCCUCGUCAACACGAGUACGGCAGAGAAAAUCGACUCUUUCGAACAACAUAUGACCCGAAUCGGACGUCUGCGGAUGAGAAAAUGUGGUCCAACACCAGCUUUGACUACCUUCGUCGCGAACGCUCCAGCAUCAAGCUACGAAGAAGAAGAAGUCGAAGCUUUCUAUAUGGACCAGGAGAAGGUCUACCGAGAAGAUCAUGCCUUCUACAAGGUCAUAAUUGGCGACUUCAAUGCCAAGGUUGGCCCAAGAAGUACGCCUGAGGAACUUCACAUCGGGACCCACGCCCUACAGUGGAAUGACCGAGGGGAGAGGCUCUCAUGA